GCGAUUCGCGAAGAUGUUUGUUUGUUACUUACUCUUAUCAAAAUGACUUCAAUUCAGUUAUAAUUGAGAUGUUGAUUGGUUUUCAAGGGUAACGAAGCGCAAUGAGUGACUUGUCAUACUUUCUCGGCAUCGAUGUCGGCACGGGCAGCACCCGAGCAGCUUUAGUCGCGCAAAAUGGGCAAAUUUUGGCCGUAAGUGUGGAGGAAAUUAAAACUUUUACGUCGUCUGAAGGUCAUUUGGAGCAAAGUUCGAGCAACAUCUUCGAAGGAAUCGUGAAAAAUGUGCGGGAAGUGCUGAAAAAGUGUCCCGAUAGCGGAAAAGUACGAGGAAUUGGAGUUUGUGCAACUUGCAGCUUGGUUGCUAUCGACAAAAAUGGGGAGCCUGUGUCGGUUAGCUUGAGCGGGCGUCAAGAUCAAAACAUAAUUUUGUGGAUGGAUCAUCGCGCGAAAGUCGAAGCCGAUAUAAUCAACGGAAAAAAGCAUGAAAUUCUCAAAUUCGUUGGCGGGCAAGUGUCGUUGGAGAUGGAAGUGCCCAAACUGAUGUGGUUGAAGCGUAAUUUGAGGGAAAAUUUUGAGAAAGUUGCUCAUUUCUUCGAUUUGCCGGAUUUUAUUACGUGGAAACUCACCGGCGGAAGUCCAGAACGUUCUGUUUGCUCCUUGGUAUGUAAAUGGAAUUACGACGCAAUUAACGGCAAAUGGUGUGACGAUUUUUUGCGUGACCUUGACCUCGGGGAAAUAGCUUCUGAUAAUUUUGAGCGCUUAGGGAACAAAGUUCAGUCGCCGGGAGAAGCAAUAAAAGCCGGUCUCUCGCCAGAAAUUGCGAAAAUCUUCGGUUUACGUCCCGGAAUCGCCGUUGCUUCGUCCAUGAUUGACGCGCAUUGCGGUGCUUUGGGCGUUUUAGGCUGCCAAUUGGAAGGUUUGCCCUCAACUUCGUCUCUGACAUCAAAAUUAGCAAUUAUCGCAGGCACUUCUUCGUGUCACAUGUCAAUAACGCGCGAACCGCUUUACGUAGACGGUAUAUGGGGUCCUUAUUACAACGCAAUGUUCCCAAAAACGUUCCUGAAUGAGGCAGGACAGAGCACAAGUGGGCAUUUACUCGAUUUUGUGAUUGAAUCUCAUCCCGCGUACUCUACGUUGAAGAAUAAUUUCCUCACGAAGGUCGAAAUUGUGCGACAUUUGAACGCUUUGAUCCAACAAAUGACGAAAGAUGGCGAAAUUUUUCAUGAAAUCACCAAAAAUUAUCAUGUUUAUCCGGAUUUUCAUGGAAAUCGUUCGCCAUUUGCCAAUCCCGACCUCAAAGGAAUGAUCUGCGGUCUCACCCUGGAGAACGACGAACGAAAUCUCGCGAAAUUGUAUCUGGCGACGAUGCAGGCACUCGCUUACGGCACAAAACUCAUCAUUGAUCAACUUUACGAUGCCGGUAGGGAGAAAUUUGCUGCUGUUUUGAUGUGCGGCGGACUUUCGAAGAACGAAAUUUUUGUUCAAACGCAUGCCGAUGUCCUUGAAAUGCCAAUUGGGUUGCCAGAAACGACAGAAGCCGUUUUGUUGGGAGGUGCAAUAUUAGGCGCGUGUGCUGCUCAGCUCUAUCCGACGUUGGAAGAUGCAACGAACGCAAUGAGCGGAAACGCCAAGACAAUUCAUUCCAAUCACAAGAGUUUCGAUUUUCAUCGCAAAAAGUACAAGGUCUUCCGAAAAAUGGUGCAAGAUCAACUAGAAUACAAACGAAUUAUGGAUGGAAAUUGAUUUCUCGCAAAAAUUUAACAGAAGCAUUUAUUAAUGACAGUUACCAAUUUUUACACAGACACACAAAUUUUAUGUGGAAAUAUAUUCAAGUUGACAACA
Messenger RNA from Culicoides brevitarsis, 1841 nucleotides. Its product is annotated as FGGY carbohydrate kinase domain-containing protein. The transcript has 3 exons. Gene Ontology annotation, biological process: carbohydrate phosphorylation; pentose metabolic process. NCBI's taxonomy places the organism in Eukaryota, Metazoa, Arthropoda, Insecta, Diptera, Ceratopogonidae. The record is from RefSeq and is a predicted model, not a curated record. Gene Ontology annotation, cellular component: cytoplasm. The coding region runs from base 102 to 1742 and encodes 546 amino acids. Gene Ontology annotation, molecular function: D-ribulokinase activity.